Molecule: messenger RNA, 1932 nt
Organism: Pipistrellus nathusii (Nathusius's pipistrelle)
Lineage: Eukaryota; Metazoa; Chordata; Mammalia; Chiroptera; Vespertilionidae
Source: the annotation of a GenBank genome assembly
AUGGCUGCGGCGCUGGCCUUCAGGGUGCUGGCGGGCCUGGUGGCCGCGGCGCUGACGGCCGUGCUGCUGGAGCACUACGGCCUGGCCGGCCAGCCCUCGCCGCUGCCCCUGACCCGCGUCCCCAGGAGGCCGCACCCUGCGCCGGGCGCCGAAGCCGGCAGUAUCUUCUGGGCUCUGCAGAUAUCCGAUCUUCACCUGAGCAAGUUUUAUGACCCAGGCAGAGCUGCAGACUUAGAGAAGUUCUGUUCUGAAACUAUUGACAUCAUUCAACCAGCUCUUGUCCUAGCAACAGGAGAUCUAACAGAUGCCAAAACAAAGGACCUAAUGGGUUCUACGCAGCAGAAGGUAGAAUGGCAGACUUACUACAGUAUUCUGAAGAAGACAAGGGUCAUGGAAAAAACCAAGUGGCUUGAUAUCAAAGGAAAUCAUGAUUCAUUCAAUGUUCCAAGUCUGGAGAGCGUCGAGAAUUAUUACAGGAAAUACUCUGCCAUACGUACAGAUGGCCCUUUCCAUUAUGUCCACAGAACUCCCUUUGGAAACUAUUCUUUCAUCUCUUUGGAUGCCACUCUAAUCCCAGGGCCUAAGAGGCCCUAUAAUUUCUUUGGAAUUUUAAAUGAGAAGCAGAUGAAGGAGCUUUUAUUAUUGUCAAAGGAAAGUAAUCAGAGCAACCACACUAUUUGGUUUGGACACUAUACAACGUUUACUAUUCUUUCUCCAUCACCAGGAGUUCGGUCAAUAAUGAGUUCAGGUAUAGCUUAUAUGUGUGGGCACCUCCAUACACUUGGUGGACUGAUGCCUGUUUUGCACACUCGCCACUACGAGGGCACUUUGGAACUUGAGGUGGCAGACUGGAAGAACAACAGAAGGUACCGCAUCUUUGCUUUUGAUCAUGACCUGUUUAGCUUUUCAGAUUUGAUCUUUGACGAGUGGCCUGUGGUCCUCAUCACCAAUCCUAAGUCUCUCCUCUAUAGUUCUCCUCAAUAUGAACCACUAGAAAGAAUCCUUCACUCAACACACAUCAGAGUCUUGGCCUUUUCCUCAUCCUCCAUUACUUCUGUCACAGUUAAGAUCGAUGGAGUUUUUUUAGGGGAAGCUACUCAUUUGUCUGGUCCUAUUUUCACACUGAAGUGGAACCCAAGAAACUACAUUAAUGGUACACAUAAUAUAGAAGUAAUUGUCCAGGAUUCUGCUGGAAGAAGUAAGAGUGUUCACCACAUAUUUUCUCUUCAAGAGGAUAAUCAGCUCAGAUUUGACCCUCUAGUAUCAUUUAUUCUUCUUACAGAUCACUGCACGGUGGCCCGGGUCCUUUUUGUGAUGAUUGUGCUGAUCCAGCUCUUCAUUCUUAUUAUUUAUAGGCAUCAAAGAUAUCUAGAACUUAAAGGACCUCCAGGAUUUAUAAAUUUGACCUCAUUUUCCCUUCAUGUCUUGAGCAAAAUAAACAUCUUCUACUAUUCUGUCUUGUUCCUGACUCUAUAUACAGUGCUGGGACCAUGGUUCAUUGGUGAAAUUACUAAAGGCAAAACGGGUGUCUGCUUUUCCUUCGGGAUCUUUGUUGAUGGGCGUUUCCUACAAGGCAGUUUAACGUUUGUGGUUGGAAUUCUCCAGCUGGUAUUUUUUAACAUCCCCUUGAUGGCUUACCUGUGUUGGAGCUUGCUGCAGCGGUGCUAUGGUCACAACUUCAGGUCUCAUCUCCAGCAAGGAAAAUACUUGAAAAUUAUACCUAUUUAUCUUGUUGGGUUUCUGCUAUCCAUCUGGCAGAUUUUUUCCUGCUACUAUCUUCAGAGGUCAUACGGCACUCUAGCUUUUUUCUUCUCCCCUCUGCGGACCUGGUUGACACUGUUGACACCUGUUCUCAUUCAUCGUGUAUGGACACUGAACUCCAAGGAGCUUGUAACCUUUACAGUGCAAUUAAAAAGCCACCUGAGCUCCUGA